AUGCGUUUCUCAAACACACUACUUCCCUUGAUCACCCUCGCCUUGCGAGUCGCUGCGAUUGAUCUUCAACAAGGCAUCCCGCUAAAAAGUGUUUCUCACCCCGCAAAUGUAUAUAUCCCAUCCGAAGUGGUGGAGGCCACUGAAGCAAAUGCUAUCGUCCCUGCUGCACAUUAUGCCUCGACACCUAAUGAUGACAGUAAUGGUAAUGCACAGAAAUCAGUGUCUCUCCGUUGCCUGGAGGAGGCGAGACAAGAGGUGCUGGCACAUACUACGCUACAACAGAUGCCUCAUGGAGCGAAGGUGCAGGUGUUUGUAGAAAGCCUUGUAUUUGCAAAGAACAAGUUGCAGAAUUAUGUCAAGGGGACAAUGUCUAAGUGUGCUGUCGCUGGAGCUGUCGCCGGCUUGAUCAUUCUGAUACGUCAGAAUGAUCUUAAGAAUGAUCUCGAAAUUGAGCAGUGCGAGCAUUUGCAGAUAGACGCUUGUAGCAACCCAUCGACAACGAUUCUCAACUUAGGACAAGCAUCUUUCACCCGUUACUUCCAAAGCUCCUGGAGGACAUGUAAAGAGGGAUACUGCGAGAAUGUCAUAUCGCCGUCGUCUUGA
This is a messenger RNA of Lentinula edodes (shiitake mushroom), 603 nucleotides long. RefSeq lists its product as uncharacterized. The record is from RefSeq and is a predicted model, not a curated record. NCBI's taxonomy places the organism in Eukaryota, Fungi, Basidiomycota, Agaricomycetes, Agaricales, Omphalotaceae. Bases 1 to 603 code for a protein of 200 amino acids. The transcript is spliced from 3 exons.